AUGGCUCAGAAGAUGUUCAUAAAUUUUCCUUUCUUUGUUGAAUUUCUUCUUUUGUCCCAAAGAAUUUUCGGUUGUGGCCUCUCACUGGUGAUUUGUGGCGACACCACUCCUGGUGAAAGCUCCACACAUGCAAUUCACAAUGAAGAUGGCAACCAACAACAAGGGGCCCUGGAGAGAAAUAACCGUAGGAGGGCCUCACAACAGACACUUCGGCAACGUCGUCGUGGCAACCGCCGGGCCAACAGAGAACGCCAAGUCCAACAAAUGGCCAGGGCAAAUCUGGUCGUUGUGGAUGAAACUGCGCCAUGCGAAAACACCACAAAAGCAGCAGGUGGCGCUUCCUCUGAUCUGUUGCUCUGCAUAGGACAUGAUCUACUCUACAAUCAAGUUGCCAUUAAUGGCCAGGACCAGUGUGCUGUCUGUCUGGAUAGAUUUGACAAUGAGUUGGCUGACACAUAUUGUGCAGUAUUGACCUGCAGGCAUGCCUGUUGUGUACCUUGUCUCAAGGCAGUGGAGAAGCAUGCUGAUGGCAUCGUAGAGAUUGCGUGUCCGACAUGUCGUGCGUCCCAGAAAACUGAUCUAGCUCGAAUUCCCUACGAACUUUACCCUACACAGGUCGGUGAUCGCUUGGACAUUCUUUCGGGAGUUUCGACCACCGAGAAGAUAGACAUGUUCAAGUCCCUUCUCCAGUUCAACAACUACCAAAUGGGGAAAGUGGAUCAGGCAUUGGAAGACAUGGUAGUUGGUAGCAUUGCAACAAGGUUCACAACAACAAACAACGCUCGUGAUUUGACCUCCCAGGAGAAGCAAUCAAUAUAUAUGGAAACUCAACGACCAGUAAGGAAAAUCUGCCAAGAGCUGGACGAGGCCCGAAAGAUCCUACAAGAGACUCGAAGUACCAAGGCCUACAAAAAGAACAAGCAACGAGUCGAAUAUCUCAAGAAAUGUCUUGUUCAGGCGGCCAACAAUGCCCAGGAGGAUGCUUACAAUCAGAUCAAUAGUGGAGGCAACAUGGGGAUAAUGGACAAUGAAGGAAACUUGAAGGUAGUGCAAGUGGAUUACCAUGGUCUGCACAAGGACGCUGCAGCAAAGAAGUUUGAUGAGUUAGUGGUUCCCUUGCUUCCUACAUUGGGAAAGAUCAACAUCAUCACUGGGUGGGGCAAACACAGCAGCACUGGAGUGGGCGUUCUGCAGCUAGCUUUGAGAGAUCAUAUUGACAAUCACCGCCAUAAUGACUGCAUGAAAUGGGAACCAGUUGAAGGCAACACAGGAAUCGUUCAGGUGGUAUGGAUCUCUGGAAGUGACUGA
This is a messenger RNA of Seminavis robusta, 1308 nucleotides long. The record is from the annotation of a GenBank genome assembly. NCBI's taxonomy places the organism in Eukaryota, Bacillariophyta, Bacillariophyceae, Naviculales, Naviculaceae.